Caenorhabditis elegans is the source of this 2161-nucleotide messenger RNA. It is a transcript of the gene eif-2Bdelta, whose product is annotated as Translation initiation factor eIF2B subunit delta. The coding region runs from base 94 to 1683 and encodes 529 amino acids. Lineage: Eukaryota; Metazoa; Nematoda; Chromadorea; Rhabditida; Rhabditidae. The transcript is spliced from 8 exons. The record is from RefSeq and is marked reviewed.
UUUCUCGUGUUUCAUUUCAAGCGUUCGGACACCAGCUUUUAUUCUCUUUAUUUUAAUAUUUUCUUGUAGUUUCGUCUGUAAAUAUUCGUUUAAAUGAGCGAUAAAAAUAUUAAUACUGACAAAAAGCAUCCUGCUGAUAAAUUAAAGGAAACUUUCGAAAAGCUGAACAACGAAGUAAAGUUACUUGGAAUGAUUCUCGGAGUAAAAAGUGAAAAUAACCAGCAAGUGGUUCCGCCAACAACUGCAGAAGAGCCAGCUCAAGGUGAAGACAAAAAUCAGUAUCACAAAGACGUGACUGCUGAAGAUAAAAAAGCGAGAAAAGCAGCCAAGGCAGCUGAGAAAAAAGCGAGAGCUGAAAAAUCUGUAGCCAAUAAAGCCGCCGCCGCCGCUGGGAGCACUCAAAAUCAAGGGCAAAAGAAGGAAAAACCGCCAAAAGAGCAUUCAGCAGUUCCAUCUGAAUCCACUACUAAACUUAUCGAAGAAAAUGCACAGCUCACGAAAACCACAGAACAGCUUGCAGCGAAAAUGGAAACCUUGGUGAUUGAAGAUGUGAAGAUUAAUGGAAGUCUAAAGCCGGCGAUAAAGAAAUCUACUGGUGUUGAGAAAAAUGUUCGACAUGUUCAUAACGUUAUAAUGCCUUCUGUGGUCACAUUUGAUCUUCCAAAAAAUCAAACGAAAACGUUGCCGUCUGCAUCUGAUUCUGACGAAGCAGUAGCAUCAGAAAUUGAAUCAACAGCAAUCGCCCAAUUGGAUGAUGCGACGUCUUUUGUACACAUUCAUCCUGCAUUCUUAACGCUUAUGGCUAAAGCAGAAUUGGAAAAAAUUCCAGAUGUUGAAACAGUUUGUAUUCAAUUUAUUGCUGCUUUCAAAGAGUUUCUGCGAGAUUGGACAGUAGAACGAGAAAAGAAUAAUAUCAAUGCUUCCACAUUCGGUCACGACCUCGAUUUGGCUAUUCGUCCACAACUUGCUCAUAUGACUCAAAAUGGUCACUGGCCAUUGCCAUUUGCACUUGGGAAUACAGUUCGAUUGUUGAAAAGAACAAUCAAACGACUUGAGGAAAGCACUAAUAUGAAGUGUGAAGAAGAAUUACAAGUUUAUCUGGAAGAUACUUUGGCUAUAAAUUUCUGUCACGCGUACAAAGCCAUCAGUCAACUGCUUGUUCGCAAAAUUCAACAAUUCAAAAAAGUUGUCGUGUUCGAUUGGUGUCCUGUUGUGAAUCAUGUUCUUCUGGAAGCCAAACAACAAAUUCCUGAUAUGCAAUUGUCUGUUAUUGAUGCAAAUUCCAAUGGACGAGGUACGCGGCAUGUGAAGAGUUUCGUAGAUCAAGGAUAUAAUGUCAAAUACGUCACAAUGAAAGGAGCUUCAUGGGCGUCCCUGGCAAGUGGAGUUCUCAUUCUCGGAUGUUCUGCUAUUUUUGCAAAUGGUGCUGUUGCUGCACGAAAAGGAGCAUUGGCUGUAGUUUUGUGUGCUAAUCACUACAAUAUUCCAGUAAUUGUAGUUGCUGAACAUUUCAAAUUCAUCGAUAAGGGGCAAGUCUAUCAGCGAGUCGCUCUUCUUGGCCGUCAGAAUAUUGAGUGCAUCCAAUCGGAUCUUGUAACUGCUGUCGUAACAGAUCUUCGAAUCCUUGGACCAACAUCAGCUCCAGCAGUUCUCAAGGCAAAGGCGUUGACUGAUAUGGCUUAAUCAAUCUAAAAACUAGAAUUAAUUUGAAACCACGGGUUAAUCUGUUGUCGUCUUACGUUAGUUGAUUCAAUUUUUCGGUUCUUAUGUAGUAGCCGUACCGUGAGAGAUUUCUGACCAAGUUUUGAAAAAUUUCCCGUUGUCUUGUUUUUAAUAAUUUAACUGUUUUUUUGGUAGUUUUCUAAGAUUCAUGAUUUUGGAAAGAAAUUAAUUGAAAAUUUGGGAAAAAUAUUUUUAGGAUACGGCUAAUAUAUAAGUCCAUUUUUUCAAAACGGUAUCCAGAUUUAAGUAUUUUUGCUUCCAUGUGCCCUCUAACUGUUUCUUUUUGUUCUGUUUUAAAUCACCAAUAUCAUGUUUUCAUAAAUUUUUAUUGUUCCUUUUUAAAAUUUAGAAAAAUAAUAACAAUCACCCGUCGUGUUCUGUUGUUGAGCUAAAUUAGAUGUCUAAACUAUUUACAAAUACAGAAAAACCAGAGUUCCAA